CCCUUCAUCUCUCUCUCUCUCUACAUAUAUAUAUGAUUCUACCGUGAAGGAAAAGUUAUAGGAAACUCUCCCUCCAUCUCUCUGUCUCUCUAUAUAUAUACAGUAUAUGCUUAUGAGCAUAUGUAUUUCCCGGACUUUUUCGUACCCAUAUAACAUUCGGGAAAUUGCGCGGUGGUUUCCUUAACUGAAAAUGGUUAAUAGUUACUACCGGACGGACGUUGGUUGCAUUAUAUAUAUGUUGUGUACGGACGUACGUACUACAUCAAAACUGAAACCACAUAAAAGGGACCUCUCUCUCGCUCCUACUGUGUUAAAGGAAGAAUACUACUUACUAGUAGUAGCAAUUAGUAAGCCAGAGAACUAAUGUGGAUGGCAAUAAAAUUUCUCCUCUUCGCACUCUGCUUAUUGGACUCGACAUGGACCUUCGCUUUUAAUGUUUCCUCUGAUGGGUUAGUGAGAAUUGGUCUAAAGAGGAGGACUUUGAACCUCAACAGUAUAAAUGCUGCAAGAAUCACCAGAGGAGAGGUUACCUAUGCCAAAGGUCUAGGAAAUAUCACUAGAAAUUUGGAUGAUCCAAAAGACAGAGUUGUGUAUCUCAAGAAUUAUCUUGACACCCAAUAUUACGGAGAGAUUGGUGUUGGUUCACCCCCACAGUACUUCUCUGUCAUCUUUGACACUGGCAGUUCCAAUCUUUGGGUCCCAUCUUCAAAAUGCUACCUUUCUAUUUCUUGCUAUAUGCAUUCUAAGUACAGGUCAAGGCUGUCCCAAACAUAUACAAGAAUUGGCAGAUCUUGCAAAAUUCAUUAUGGUUCCAGAUCAGUGUAUGGCUUCUUCAGCCAAGAUAAUAUGAAAGUUGGGGACAUUGUCAUCAAAGAUCAGGUGUUUGCUGAGAUUACGAAGGAAGGAUUUUUUAGUUUUUUGUUGGCACAGUUCGAUGGAAUACUGGGACUUGGGUUUCAAGACAUUGCUGUUUGGAAUGUUACGCCAGUGUGGUAUAAUAUGGUGCAACAAGGUCUUGUGAGCCGGAAACUCUUCUCUUUCUGGCUUAAUCGAGAUCCAAAGUCAAAGGUGGGAGGUGAAAUUGUAUUUGGUGGCAUUGAUUGGAGGCACUUUAGGGGUGAUCACACUUAUGUUCCACUCACUCGAAAUGGUUACUGGCAGAUUGAGGUGGGAGAUAUUCUUAUUGAAGACAAUUCAACAGGUCUUUGUCUGGGUGGCUGUGCUGCCAUAGUGGAUUCAGGGACAUCCUUUAUUGCUGGUCCAACUACCAUUGUGACUCAAAUCAACCAUGCCAUUGGAGCAGAUGGAGUUGUGAGCUUGGAAUGCAAAAAUGUUGUUUCUAAGUAUGGCAAUUUGAUAUGGGAUUAUUUAAUAUCAGGGCAGUUACAACCUGAAAAAAUAUGUGUGGAGAUCGGACUAUGUGUAUAUAAUGGAACUCAGUAUGUAAGUGCUGGUAUUGAAACAAAUGUGGAAAGUCAAAAUACAAGGGGUUUAUCAGUUGAUGAGAAUGCUUUCUGUGCUUUCUGUGAGAUGACUGUUUUUUGGAUCCAAGUAGAGCUUAAACAACAGAAAGCCAAGGAAAAAGUAUUCAAAUUUGUUAAUGAGCUGUGUGAGAGGGUCCCGAAUCCUAGAGGAAGAUCGUUUAUCAAUUGUGAUAAAAUUGAUACCAUGCCAUAUGUUUCAUUCACGAUUGGAAAUAAAUCGUUUCCCCUCUCUCCAGAACAGUAUAUUAUGAAAAUUGAAGAAAACUGUUCUAGCAUCUGCUUUAGCGGGUUCGUUGCUUUGGAUGUGCAUUCCCCACAAGGCCCCCUCUGGGUUCUUGGAGAUAUGUUUCUUGGAGCAUACCACACAAUAUUCGACUUUGGUAAUCUCCAAUUAGGGUUUGCAAAAAGUGCUUAGAACCCAUUCAAUUCUCUUGUUCUAGUCAAUAAGCCAAGGCUAUGUUAAUUGUAAAAAAACAUGGUAAUCUGCUGGGACAGUCAGUCUCACAAGUAUGUGUAUGUAAUAUUUUUUAGUUGAAUGUCGAUUAUUAGGGCUUUGUUAAUGUAAAGGUAAUUUAUAUAUCUAUGGAAUAAAAAUGCAUGCUAUACAAUACAAGGAGAUGCACAUGUUUUUCAAUUUU
Molecule: messenger RNA, 2122 nt
Organism: Cornus florida
Lineage: Eukaryota; Viridiplantae; Streptophyta; Magnoliopsida; Cornales; Cornaceae
Product: aspartic proteinase A2-like
Exons: 14
Coding region: 364-1899 (511 amino acids)
Biological process (GO): proteolysis; lipid metabolic process
Molecular function (GO): aspartic-type endopeptidase activity
Source: RefSeq, a predicted model, not a curated record